This is a messenger RNA of Mangifera indica (mango), 2220 nucleotides long. RefSeq names its product probable LRR receptor-like serine/threonine-protein kinase At4g31250. The record is from RefSeq and is a predicted model, not a curated record. NCBI's taxonomy places the organism in Eukaryota, Viridiplantae, Streptophyta, Magnoliopsida, Sapindales, Anacardiaceae. Bases 152 to 2071 code for a protein of 639 amino acids. The transcript has 3 exons. Gene Ontology annotation, biological process: protein phosphorylation. Gene Ontology annotation, molecular function: protein binding; ATP binding; protein kinase activity.
CCUCACCAGCUCACGCUUAGAUGGACUUUGUCAAUCUCACCAGUCCACCAUUGUUAAUUUGUCCCUUUCCUUCCAUUAAUCUCCCCUCAUAUUCCUUCAAAACCUUCUCAGUACUAUUCUCCAUCUGGGUUUUUAUGCAUGCUUCAUUCUGAUGGCUCUAAAACUAUCCAUCUGGGUUUUCAGUUUGGUGCUGGCAUGCCUUUCUGUGCCGUCAUGGGGCGACGGCGACAGCGACGCUGAAAUCCUUCUCAGCUUCAAGAACUCGCUGUCUAAUAACUUUGCACUCAACGACUGGGUCAACUCCACAGCUCCAUGCAGCAACAACACCCCAAAAUGGACGGGCUUGCGCUGCUCUGACGGGACUGUCUUUGGACUCAGGCUAGAGAAUAUGAGCCUCACCGGUGUUAUCGCCAUUGACACACUUGCCCGGCUGACUUCAUUGCGAGCUUUAAGUUUCAUGUAUAAUAACUUCGACGGCCCGAUUCCUGAUGUCAACAAGCUCACUUCUUUGAAAGCCUUGCAUUUAUCGUACAACAACUUCUCUGGUGAAAUUCCUAAAGUUGCAUUUUCUGGGAUGAAUAAUUUGAAGAAACUUCAUCUGGCAAGAAACCAGUUCAUGGGUAAAAUUCCCACAUCUCUCGCAGUGGAAAAACUGGUGGAGCUGAGCAUUGAAGGCAACCAAUUUGCAGGCAAGAUUCCAAAUUUUCCAGAUACCUCACAGUUGACUGUUCUAAACAUGGCUAACAACCUAUUAGAGGGAAAGAUUCCAGCUAGCCUUAGUAAAUUCAAUUCUUCUUCAUUUACAGGUAACAAAGGUUUAUGUGGAAAGCCAUUGAAAGAAUGUAAAUCAUCAAAUAAGAAAACCAUCUUGAUCAUUGUGGUGAUAGUUGGAGUUGUAGUUGCAUUAGCCACCAUUGUUGGAAUUUCUUUCUUGCGUAGCAGAAGAUCCAAAGCACCCAGUGAGUUUAAAAAGAACAAAGAGACAAGAGCCUUUAAGAAAUACGGGGCAAAUGAUGUGGGGCAGAGGGAAAAGGAGGCCCCAUAUUCAUCAGAUCAAAUGGGCGGUGAAAAUGGCAAGUUGUACUUCGUAAGGAAUGACAGGGAGAGGUUUGAUUUGCAAGACUUGCUCAAGUCUUCUGCCGAGGUUUUGGGCAGUGGCAGCUUUGGUUCAUCAUACAAGGCUGUUCUUCUGAGUGGAUCAGCCAUGGUUGUUAAGAGAUUCAGACAAAUGAGCAAUCUUGGGAAGGAGGACUUUCAUGACUACAUGAGAAAGCUUGGAAGUUUGUCACAUCAUAAUUUACUGCCUCUCGUCGCAUUCUACUACAGAAAAGAAGAGAAGCUUCUUGUUUCCGAUUUUGCUCCAAAUGGCAGCUUAGCUAGCCAUCUCCAUGGCCAACGAUCUCCUGGGCAGCCUGGACUUGACUGGCCAACCCGCUUGAAGAUCAUCAAAGGGGUGGCAAAGGGAUUGGCAUAUCUAUACGGAGAGUUUCCCAGUGUCCCUCUUCCUCAUGGCCAUCUAAAAUCUUCAAAUGUCCUUCUGGACCAUACCUUGGAACCCCUUUUGUCGGACUAUGCUCUAGUUCCAGUGAUAAAAAAAGAGCAUGCUCAGCUACACAUGGUAGCAUACAAGUCCCCAGAGUUCAACCAAAGCGACCGAAUUACAAGGAAGACAGAUGUAUGGAGUCUUGGCAUACUGAUACUCGAAUUAAUAACUGGUAAGUUCCCUGCUAACUAUCUGAAACAAGGAAAAGGAAGCAAUGCAGACUUGUUGAGCUGGGUUAACUCAGUUGUGAGAGAAGAGUGGACUGGGGAGGUGUUUGAUAAAGACAUGAAAGGGACAAGAAAUGGUGAAGGGGAGAUGCUGAAGCUGCUGAAGAUUGGGAUGUGUUGCUGUGAGUGGAACGCGGAGAGAAGGUGGGAUUUCAGAGAGGCUGCUGAAAAGAUUCAGGAGUUGAACGAGAGAGAUGCUAAUGUUGAUACUGAUGAGUACUCUUCCUACAACAGUGACGAUUAUGGCUACUCUUCAAGGCCACUGACUGAUGAUGAAUUCUCUUUCUCAGUAAAAGGAUGAAUUUGAAUAGUUUAUUGAGGGAAGUUCUUCUGUGUAGUUAAAUCUGGGAACAGAGUCUCUGUUAUUCUCUUGUUUUCACAGUUUGAUUUUAAUAUUUAUCUUUCAAGUUACAACUAUUUUUAUUAUACAUUUGGUAAAGACAUGAAAAG